AGGUCUAUUUAGGGUUUUCUGAGCGCCACUGGUUAUUCGUCCUUGGAUCUUUUCUAGAGAGAGAGAAACGACGAAGGGCUUUCUCUCACUUAGCUUCAAUGGCGCCAUCAUUUUCAGAUCUUCAUACUGAGGCUGGCCUCAAGAGCCUAAAUGAAUUCCUCUCUGGAAAGGUGUUCAUUACAGGAACUCAAGUGAGUAAAGAUGAUAUCAAGGUUUAUGCGGCAGUUCCAUGUGCUCCCGGUGAUGAGUUCCCUUAUGCAGCUUUCUGGUAUAAAAACAUCUCUGGAGUCUUAAGUGACUGCUUUCCUGGUGAAAGUGUGGGUGUGAGAAUCAGUGGCCCAGCCCCUACAGAUGUUCCUGCUGCUCAGGAUGUCCCAAAGGACUCUCCAAAGGAUGCUGAUGAUGACGAUGAUUUGGAUCUCUUUGGUGAUGAAACCGAGGAGGACAAGAAGGCUGAAGAAGAGCGGGCAGCUGCAAAAUCUUCUUCCCAGAAGAAAGAGAGUGGGAAGUCAUCAAUUCUCUUAGAUGUGAAACCUUGGGAUGAUGAGACCGACAUGAAGAAGCUUGAAGAGGCUGUUCGCAACCUCGAGAUGCCAGGUCUUUUUUGGGGGGCAUCUAAACUGGUUCCUGUUGGUUAUGGAAUAAAGAAGCUCCAGAUCUUGUUGUCCAUCGUGGAUGAUCUGGUCUCUGUCGAUACUCUGAUUGAGGAGCACCUCACAGCUGAGCCGGCCAAUGAAUACAUUCAGAGUUGUGACAUUGUGGCCUUCAACAAGAUAUGAGACCCCAAGUUCGAGUGCUUUUUAGAGCCUGCCUUAAUCCUAGUGCUUUGGUCUCUGCUAUAAUUUUUAUCUUAGGGGGAAGGGUGUUUAAGCCUAUAAUUUUAUUGCCUACUUACUCUCGUUCUGCCAGAAUGAUGCCUUGCCCACAACGAAACAUUUCCGGUCAGAUUAGAAUUGUUAAUCUUUGAGUUUUGAGCCUCCAUUUUACUCUGAUCCAGGGUUUUUUAGAGUAUAUUGCUAUGUUGGGUACUUGAGCCAAAGUUUUAUCGUGUUCAGAGUUAAUUAUUGAAUCAGUUCUAAAUUAAGAGAACAUUUGUGCCCAUCAACAAAUACCUGCUGUUUUUGCUGGACCGAAUGGAUUAAAAGGAGCACUUUACGCACAUCAGGAAUAUUGGAACCUCUGUUAACGUAAGUUUCGUGAUUUAUACAUUACCACAUUUAGGGAGUUUUUAAGUAUUCAAAAAUUUCCAUUCUUUGUGCCUUUGGUUUCUUCUUGUUAAUUGGCAGAACUGUGUUUUAGGGUUUCAUUUGUGUGUAUGUGUGUGUGCACGUGUGCGAAUGUCGGUGCUCCAUAUAAAGCUGUCGAUUUGUGAGAUGAAUUAAACUAGCAUUCUCACUUCCAAGUAGGUGGCCUUUUAUGGCUGGAUGGACCCCUAUUUGGGCAAGCCUUCUUAAACACAAGUGAGUUGUCACCCAAAAGAGCCCUAAACCUUGUUUUUGUUUGGCUCCAGAUGGGCAUGACUAAGAAUGAAACUUCCCUAUUUAGGGUUUGUAACUUUUAUAUACAAUAUUAGUAGUUGACUAUCACUACAUUUUGCUAGCAUCAGUCUACCACAAGAAAGUAGCAGCUGUUCUGAUUAAUGUGCCAUCCCCUUACAGAAUUUUAAAAUUUGUAUGGAUUUAUAUACAGUUAUAGCGAUCGACUUUACUAUAUGUCGGUGGAAUCCCAGCCAUCCAAUGCCAGCACUUAUUCUGGCGACAGAUGCGGUCAAGAACAUAUCCUAUUUGAGGUGGUGUUGACAAACAACAGGAAACUCAUAGCAAUAAGCGCUUGUCCCUGACUUUUAAGUGGUUGUUCUCCAUUCAAGAAUUCAAAGAAAAAUAAGAAAAAUUAUGUCUUGAAAUUCACUACAACCGAUUAUUGUAUAGCUACUUGAGUUAUAUAGUUUUGGAUUGAAAAAAUGAAGUUUUUGCUGAUUUCUAUGCUACUUUUGUGUCUCUCGAAACCGAGAGAGAGAGAAGCAACCUUAUCAAUUGAGUUCUGAGGGUUCUUCUAUUAAUUGAAAGAGGGGGGGAGUUAUCAAUUGUAUUUAGACAUGUAUUUGACUUGUUAACACACUUUUUGAUUCA
Amborella trichopoda is the source of this 2129-nucleotide messenger RNA. Its product is annotated as elongation factor 1-beta. Gene Ontology annotation, biological process: translational elongation. Gene Ontology annotation, molecular function: translation elongation factor activity; guanyl-nucleotide exchange factor activity. Lineage: Eukaryota; Viridiplantae; Streptophyta; Magnoliopsida; Amborellales; Amborellaceae. The record is from RefSeq and is a predicted model, not a curated record. Gene Ontology annotation, cellular component: eukaryotic translation elongation factor 1 complex; cytosol.